Molecule: messenger RNA, 2005 nt
Organism: Phyllostomus discolor (pale spear-nosed bat)
Lineage: Eukaryota; Metazoa; Chordata; Mammalia; Chiroptera; Phyllostomidae
Gene: BRD3OS
Product: BRD3 opposite strand
Exons: 3
Coding region: 892-1164 (90 amino acids)
Source: RefSeq, a predicted model, not a curated record
UAAUUUUUGCUGGUUUUUUUUUUUUACCCCUGACAUCUUGAGAUGAAUAUUUAGCUCUUUAAUUCGUAACCUUCCUACUUUUGUAAAGCAUGUAAAGCUAUCAAUUCCGCACCCGCCCGCAGGCAUCAUUUUAGCUGCAGCCUACGCUUUUGAUAUGUUGUAAUUCUAUCGUCAUGCAUUUAAAAUAUUUUAAAAUUUGCGUCGUGGGUUCGUCUCUGGCCCACGAGACUGUCAGAAGUGUAUUGCUUAAUGACCGAGUGCGCGGGAUUCCUUCCAGGUACCGGGUUACCGCCGGCCCGGGGACCUCGUUUCCCGCCCAGGCAUCCUGUACGCGCUGGGAGACGCGCCGGACCUGGUGCGCGGUCGGGCCGGGGGCCCAAGCCUGGAGACGUCCCGCGUCCCGGUGAAGAAGGGAUCCCACACUCGUGGGCUCGGUGCUCCGGGGCGCCCGGGGCGUCACUUUGCUAAGCGGCCCCGGGGAGCCCGUUUGAAUACAACUGCAGUCAGAAAAAGGGCGGAACUACAGAGAGGGCUGGCGGAGCUCGCGCGGUGACGUGCACACGCGGGCGAACUCGAGACCUGUCUCUCACUGCGCGCCCAGACGGCCUUAAAUUAUUUAAAAGCCAUUGCAUCGGUCGCUGGGAGUAGGAACGCUAACGGGCACGGCAGCGGCAACAGCGAAAGGACACGAGCGGCGGCACAGAUGCCCCCUGGGGCAAACACUGGGACCCACAGCGCGGUGGGCGGGCCCGGCCCCCCGCGCCCCGCUCCCAACCGCUUCCUCGGGCGGCAGGCCCCGCCCACGAGGUCGCGCUCCGGCCCCGCCCCUCGGGGCGAUCGAUCGCUCCGGCUCGUCGCGCAGGCUUGCGCGUCCUGGGCGCUCGGCUACGGAUGCCUGCGGCGCUGCCAUGGAGACGCGGCGGGGCGGCCAACAGGCUCUGCCUGGGUCUGAAGCGCCGCGCCCCGCCCCGCGGCCCGGGCGUCGCCGAGAACCGCGCCGCGAGGGCGACUGCGGCGCGGGCGGGAGGGCGUAAGGGGCCUCCAGAUGCCUGGAGCACAAAGGCGGCGCUGGUGGCCGGUAUCGCCCUGGGGAAGAGCUGUCCACUAGCCCCACAAUAUAAGGCUGGGAGCCAGCGCCGCCUCUGCACCCCGGACAAGUCCUAGGUCGCCCUGCUGCACAGUGAGCUGCUCCAAGCUCUGCUCAGGGGAGACCGGCCUGGGCGCAGCGGUCAUCUGUCUAGCUGUAUGGACCAUGACCUUCCAGCCAGGGUGGUGCAUCCAUCUUUUCAAGCUGAGUGGUCCACACCGUGUUGUCAGAAUCACAGCAGACACCUGCCAGUGCCUCCCCUCGAGGUAGGUGCUUCGUCCCAGCCACCUCCACAGCUAAUGAAGUGCCCACAGCUGUCACCAUUGAAGGCUGUAGCCAGGGAGCCACCCGGACCUGCUGGCCGUGUCAGGGGUAGUCCUUAGAUGUCUUCAGAAUGCUCAGAGGCUCCUCUCACGUCUCCCUCCACCACCACCCACCUAAGGGUGCUGCCCACCCACAGCCUGGACCACUAACUUAACUAAACAACCCCUGGACCCAGCGGCUGCAAAGCGUGUUCAUCAGAGCGUCUGGUGCAAAGCGGUUGAGAGGGUUGGCCCAGGGCGGCCGCAGGCUCCGCAGCCCAGCAGGGGUCCCGGGCCCGGGAUGAGCGGCCGCGCCCCGCUGGCAGAGAAAGCCCUGUCGGAAGGCUACGCCCGGCGGCGCUACAGGGACACCUCCCUGCUCAUCUGGCAGCAGCAGCAGCAGCAGCUGGAGUCCGCGCCGCCCAGGACCUACCUGGGCAGGAGCCGCAGCAUGUGGUACUCCCGGUACGGAAACGAGGCCAUCCUGGUCCGGGACCGGGACAAGCUGGAGGUCUCCAGGGACACGGGCCAGUCCAAGUUCUGCACAGUCAUGUGACCACAGAGGGAACACCGAGCCCAGGGCCCACACGGUGAGCCCGGCCCCGCUCCCGUUAGC